AUGAAUUUCGACAUCAACCCUGGGAAUAAUGCGCAAAGAAAUCAGCACGCUCAUUUGCCAUCGUAUGUCACUCGCUAUGGCUCUUUCUCAUACAGUUUCGACUCAGAUGAUCCUUUGGCCAGAGAUGCGCCAACAACAAGUAACAGUCAGAGCCCGGUUAAGCAACCAGGGUCUCUUACUCCAAGAGGCCGACCAAAUCUCGCUGUUGUUCUUAACAGAUCCCCUGCACAUCUCGACGCCUAUAUAGAUGUUAGUAUUGAGGAAGAUGAAGAGGAUGUUGAUGCGCAGGUUCAGUCAGAUCUCUCUCGACGGGGAAACCCGAGGACGUUAUUCAAACCAGUGAACGCUGUGCAGAAGUCAAUUACAAGCGGAGCACAAACGGGUGCUUCCAGCGACGCAACGUCCACAACACCAGCGCGAAGAAGAGGAAGGCCUAAGGGAUCGACCAACAAGCUUAAGGGCUUACCAUCAACAGCCGCAGCAUCGCGGCAGGCUCGACAAGUCAAGCCGCGGCCCCAUCCCGUCGGCUUUCCAAAACGAAGAGGCAGACCGCCAAAGCUUCCGUCGCCUCCUCCAGAAACCAUCUACUACAAUGUGGAUGCACCAUUCCUCCCGUUCCUGUGUGAGUGGAGGGACUGCAAGGCUGAAUUACACAACCUUGAUACAUUACGGCGCCACGUUUACAUAGUUCAUGGCGAGUCUAUUCGAUGUUUAUGGGGAAAGUGUGGACAUCGAGAGGAUUCUGCGGAGUUUGAGGAUGAUGAGGGGUUUAAAGAGCAUGUCGAAGAGGCGCAUCUAGUGCCGUUCUCAUGGCACGUCGGUGACGGGCCAAACAACUCUAAGGAUCGCAAUUCGCCGAAGAAAGACGUGGCGGAGGAGGAUGAGAUACCCGAUUACCUCAAGGAUGAGCAUGGCAACCAAGUUACACCUUCAAUACGAGAUCAGCAGGAGGAAGAUAUUUUCACAUGGAAGAAAAACCGCCGCAAGCUUAAGGAGUUGAUUGCUCGUAUGAACGACAACCUCCCCGAUGAGCCUGACGAGGGAGAGGGUAUUGAACGACAAGAUGUUUGA
Molecule: messenger RNA, 1071 nt
Organism: Fusarium sp. VM40
Lineage: Eukaryota; Fungi; Ascomycota; Sordariomycetes; Hypocreales; Nectriaceae
Source: the annotation of a GenBank genome assembly